AGUAUUGUACAUAUCCUUUUAUUUUGUUAGACAUUUGGACUGUUUAUUUACUUAAAACGCCAAUAUUAUACAUUUAGUUUCCACAUAUUGAUAGUGUUUUAGUAGUAUAUUAAAGGUAGUUGUUAUCGACUAAAAAGUGUUAGGAGAAGAUUUGUAAGUGUUUUCCUUACUCGCCCAAAAUGGUGUUACUAAUGCCAAGACUGAGUAAAUGUUGUUGUUGUAUUCCUUUGAGAAUUGCUUCUUUGAUCAUCGGAUAUUUCUCUUUAAUUAUAUCAAUAUCCUUAAUCAGCCUAGUGUGCGGGUCUCUUUAUAAAUUGGUGAAGUACGUAGGGGAACACAAAAACGACCCAGAUUCAGGCUUCACGACCGAAGAAAUCCAGUUUGCUGCCAUUCGUCUUUACAUUGCACAUAUAUUGUUCAUCCUUGUUUUCGUCUUCUCCUGUAUUAUUAAUAUGAUGCUCAUCUUUGGAGUUCAUUGGGAAAUACGUCGCCUGGUCGGGUAUUACGUGACCACAUCAAUGGUUCUAUUGGUAUUGCAAUUCAUACUCAUGGUGCUCAUCUUCGUCUUCAUGGGCCUGAUUGCCGCCUUGCCGUUGCUUACCUGGGGCAUCAUCCUGUUCUUCUUCAUAAUCGUGGUGCGCAGCGUGUACCUAGACAUGGAGGACCGAGAGAAACCAUUGGUCUGCAUGAUAUAUGAUACGUCAACUCUUCGCUGUGGGCAGAUGCAGCAACCCCUAAUGUCAUCAUCAUCGUCAUCCCGUCCAUACCCCUCAUAUAUGAAAUUUGAUUAUCACAGCGUCCAGUGACGCUAAGAAAAAUAAACUUUUGUUUUAUAAAUUAGCAUUUUUGAUGAUGUCACAAAACGU
This is a messenger RNA of Hyposmocoma kahamanoa, 866 nucleotides long. RefSeq lists its product as uncharacterized. The transcript is spliced from 4 exons. The coding region runs from base 180 to 806 and encodes 208 amino acids. NCBI's taxonomy places the organism in Eukaryota, Metazoa, Arthropoda, Insecta, Lepidoptera, Cosmopterigidae. The record is from RefSeq and is a predicted model, not a curated record.